Lampris incognitus (smalleye Pacific opah) is the source of this 510-nucleotide messenger RNA. RefSeq names its product dpy-30 histone methyltransferase complex regulatory subunit (gene dpy30). Bases 45 to 359 code for a protein of 104 amino acids. The transcript is spliced from 5 exons. The record is from RefSeq and is a predicted model, not a curated record. Gene Ontology annotation, cellular component: Set1C/COMPASS complex. NCBI's taxonomy places the organism in Eukaryota, Metazoa, Chordata, Actinopteri, Lampriformes, Lampridae.
UAAGCACGCACGCCACGCACGCUGCGUAUCCACCAACAACAAACAUGGCGGAGGAUCACACAGACGCAGAGCAGUCCAUGGAGGGACACACUCCGGUGGCUGAGAAUCCGCAUGCUGAAUACGGUCUGACAGAAAACAUCCAGAGAAUAGUGGACAGCGAGAAAACCAACGCUGAGAAGAUCUCCAAACAAAAAGUGGACCUGCAGGCACUCCCCACCCGGGCCUACCUGGACCAGACUGUGGUGCCGAUCCUGCUCCAAGGCCUGUCGGUCCUGGCUAAGGAAAGACCUCCAAAUCCCAUCGAAUAUUUAGCGGCAUUCCUUCUGAAAAACAAAACCCAGUUUGAAGAUCGGAAUUAGGCCUUCGGCCCAGAGCCCGCUGCUCGCUGAGGCCAUGUGUUUGAGUUGCGUCUGAUGUGUAUACUAGUGAACGAGUAGAGGGGUUUUUUUUUGUUCCUUUUUUGUUUUUUAACUGAAAUAAAGAAAAAAAGUUGGCAAAGAGGAGCCGAGU